AUGAGAGUUCGUGCUGGGACUGAAGUCUCUGUUGGAUCAGAUGGGCUUGUGGAAAUGAUUGACACCUUUGACCGAUCUGGUCAUGCCUCUACUGCUUCUACCUUUGCAAGAGCAGGAAAAUAUGCAUGUGGACUGGAGGACAAACCAGGGAGGCGUAUUCCCAAAGCAGGGGUUUAUGCUGAAGCAGGAGUCGGUGAAGCUGGAGCUGAGUGGAGUGUGUUUGAUGCUAAAGGAGCCAGCGUCUCUGCAGGAACCUUGAAAGCCAGAGCCAUGGCCACAGCAGUGAGUGCUAUGGCCACAGCAGAAGUCGCAAGUGCCUCUGCCUCUGCUGGUCCAAUAAAAGCAAAAGUUGGUCUGGCAGUCGAUACUGGGGUUGAAGUUGGUCUGACGAGAGUGGAAGCAAACGUGUUGGGAACUGGUUUCUCCUUAGGUCGUAAGAUGGGGGUUUCUCUUUUUGGCACUGGGGCGUCCAGGAGCGUGUUAACUUGUACUUCCCCGCUCUCCUUGUCCAGCUUCGCUGCUACUCUGAAGCGGUCGAAGCGACGGCACCACAUUGGCCAGUCCUCCGGACGGGAGAAGUCAAAGGGUUCUGGCGGUCCGAACUUUGCCAUAACUCACUCAGUAGGCGUCCUGUCGGCCACUUCUGACACCAUGUCAUGA
Cyprinodon variegatus (sheepshead minnow) is the source of this 660-nucleotide messenger RNA. RefSeq lists its product as uncharacterized. The transcript has 4 exons. Lineage: Eukaryota; Metazoa; Chordata; Actinopteri; Cyprinodontiformes; Cyprinodontidae. The record is from RefSeq and is a predicted model, not a curated record. The coding region runs from base 1 to 660 and encodes 219 amino acids.